AUGGGUCGUGGUGGGGAAGAUGAUGGCAGUGGGCGAUCUGGUGUCAUGGUCGGCGGACGUGAACACCAAGACCAGGAACGCGCCCACGGAUACGCUGACGGGAAGGCGACGCAUUUGUUCCACAACAUUCCCGACGACGAUGAUGCGCGUUAUGCGAGAUCCACACCUUCUCGUUUAUCCAGCCCGCGAAGCAUACGCAGGAUGAUUGCUUUGGCAGCAUUGCUCGCUGUGGGCGCAUAUUACUGCUGGUCCAUGUUUCUAAAAGACAGCUCCGUCGAGGUAUGGGCCGCCCGGGCAGAGCUGGCGGUGGGCGAUGAUGGCACGUACGGAAUUGAGAGACAUCGCGUGGAUAAGAACCUAGUGCGUUUGAAGAGUUUGGACGAACGACUACUGCCUGGAGGGAAGGCAGACCCCGAUGGAAAGCGGAGACUGGUGUUUGUCGGCGAUGUGCAUGGGUGUAAGAAGGAGUUGAUGAAGCUGCUCCGUAAGGUGGACUUUAACGAGGAGCUGGAUCACCUAGUCUUGGUGGGCGACACGAUUUCCAAAGGACCGGACAACGUGGGAGUGCUAGACGAGCUCAUCCGCUUGAACGCCACCAGUGUACGAGGGAAUCACGAGGACAACGUUUUGUUGGAGGCUAGACGAAUUGCUGCCAAUGAGGAUGAGUCUUCAAUCACCAGCAGCGACGACGUCAAGGCUGCCAGGAAAAAGGACAAGGAUCGUGCACUUCUUCGAACACUCAAACCGCGACACUUGGACUACCUCCACAACAUGCCUUUGAUGCUCCACAUCCCAUCUCUGCCUCAAGCCACUGGAGCUACCAAGAAGAAACACUCCCCCAUCAUGGAGCACAUGCUCGUCGUGCAUGCUGGCUUAGUACCAGGUGUGAAUUUGAAGAAGCAAGAUCCGUACUUUGUUAUGAACAUGCGGAGCAUCAACCGCCGGACGCUCGUUCCGUCUGCACUCCGCGCCGGCAAGAAUGCCAAGCCAUGGUUCGAUAUCUGGAAUUGGUACAACGACAAGGUCUUCAAGCAUGACUCCGAGAAUCAAGUCGAACCAGUUUCCUCGCUGCCAGAAUCUGACCCCAGCGUCUGGUUUGUAGGAUUCUGGAAGAACUUCUUCGGAAAACACAAACAUGCGCAUUCCAAGCCGCAGGUUGUCAUCUAUGGGCAUGACUCUCAUACCGGCCUGCAGAUGCACCGAUGGUCGAAGGGUCUAGACUCUGGAUGCGUUGGCGGUGGGAAACUCACGACAAUGGUACUGGACGCCAAGGGCCAUCAGGAGGUGUUUAGUGUGGGCUGUAAGAAUUAUAGGGAUUGA
Ramularia collo-cygni is the source of this 1320-nucleotide messenger RNA. RefSeq lists its product as uncharacterized. The record is from RefSeq and is a predicted model, not a curated record. Gene Ontology annotation, biological process: polyphosphate catabolic process. Bases 1 to 1320 code for a protein of 439 amino acids. Gene Ontology annotation, molecular function: phosphatase activity; endopolyphosphatase activity. Gene Ontology annotation, cellular component: cytoplasm. The transcript has a single exon. Lineage: Eukaryota; Fungi; Ascomycota; Dothideomycetes; Mycosphaerellales; Mycosphaerellaceae.